Molecule: messenger RNA, 990 nt
Organism: Eublepharis macularius
Lineage: Eukaryota; Metazoa; Chordata; Lepidosauria; Squamata; Eublepharidae
Product: olfactory receptor 6M1-like
Exons: 1
Coding region: 1-990 (329 amino acids)
Biological process (GO): G protein-coupled receptor signaling pathway
Cellular component (GO): membrane
Molecular function (GO): G protein-coupled receptor activity; olfactory receptor activity
Source: RefSeq, a predicted model, not a curated record
AUGCUGGAAAAGUGGCUUGAAGAGCAUCUGAACCAUACCAUAGUGACAAAGUUCAUUAUUCUGGCCUUUCCUAAUACUAGGAAAGUUGAAAUUUCACUCUUUUUUCUCUUUCUGAUUAUGUAUCUCCUUACAAUGACGGGCAACAUAAUAAUAAUUAUCACAGUUAAGACAGACAGCCACCUUCAAACUCCCAUGUACUUCUUUUUAGGAAACCUAUCAUUGCUGGAUAUGGGCUAUACAUCUUCCACUGUCCCAAAACUUCUUUCCAUCCUAUUGACAAAUGUGCACACCAUUAGCUUGCCUGGGUGCUUUUUGCAAUCCUACUGUUUCUUCUUCCUUGGGUCAGCUGAAUGCUUCCUCCUUGCUGUUAUGGCUUAUGACCGGUAUGUUGCCAUAUGUUACCCUCUUAGAUAUUCUACAAUCAUGAAUAGAAGUGUGUGUGUGUUUCUUGUGAUUGGUUGCUGGGCAGGGGGCUGCCUGUCCCCUUUAGUAGCUGCUAUUGUGGUGAUUAACUUACCUUUUUGUGGACCGAAUGUAAUAAACCAUUUCUUUUGUGACAUCCCCCCUCUAUUAAACCUGGCUUGCAUAGACACAUCUCUUACCCAGAAGAUCGUAUUCCUGCUUUCUGCUCUCGUGAUUCUGAGCACAUUCAUGUCCACUGUGGUCUCCUACAUCUACAUCACUAUAACUAUAAUGAAAAUACCAUCCUCGCAUGGACGUCAUAAAGCCUUCUCCACUUGUGCCUCUCAUCUGACCGUUGUCUCACUAUAUUAUGGGACAGUGAUUUUCAUGUAUGUAAGUCCAAACACCCGUUCUUCCUUUAACAUGAACAAAAUCAUAGCUGUGGUGUACAGUGUUGUCACACCCAUGCUCAACCCAAUGAUCUACAGUUUAAGGAACCAAGAUAUGAAAACAGCCUUGAAAAAAAUAAUUCUGAAAAUUAAAGUUAAUGGAAAAGAACUUGCAUUAUCAAAGGAAUUCUUUCUUUGA